AUGGCAGCAUUACAGCCAUUUCAUCGAUCCCAGUCGUUUCCUGAAGACUGUGGUAGUCACUUCAAUCUUGAAUCAACGAAUCGUAGAUCAUCAGCAAAAGCCCAAAACACAACCUUCCAGCCACUGCUACUUCAUCGUUCUGUUGGUACUACUGAUCCGAUGAUGCAGGGCCUUUCACUUAAGUAUCCAGAGAUACAUCUGCAGCCGGUUCCACCUAUCAUACAGGAGUGUAGUUCAGACUUGAUACAAGACAGCUCGAGUCCAGAUGUUGCAUCAUGGAAUACAAACCAUGCUGCAACUGCGCCAUUUAAAGGAAGAGGAGUUCCUUCUACGCUUAAUUUACCACCCUUUAUGAAGGAGCCAAGCGAGAUCACGGACCGUGGAGAUCAGAUGUAUAUCAAUCUCAAGAUUCAGGGACGAGUGGAUAGCUUUCCCGCUGACAAAGAUGACGGUGAAGGCACCCUAGCUGACCAACUUUUUGGAGUGACCAAGGAGAACUCCAGGGAUAGGACGGAUUUCUUGCCAAAGCGACAGCUGGAUAGAUUGAUAAAUCCUCAAUCUGUUACGAAAGAGCUUACCAGAUGGCUUCGAGACACGAUCUCUGAAGACAAAAUCAAAGACUUGGCAUGCCAAGUUUGCAGCGAGACCCUUCUUCCUUCCAAUGACGUUGCAGCAUCGGAGCUCAAAGUUAUCUCAUAUCAAAAGGUCUUCGCAAUUCUUGUUCUUGUCAACAAGGUGUACUACAUUGAAAAGUUUCUCCAAGAACAGGUGUGCGACAUAGAUCUUCCGCUUGCGAGGCAUGUUGAACAAAAUGGAGAUUGCCGGAAAAUCAGCCUUCAUCGCCGAAAACAGCCGAAAGUCCGGCUGGGCUGUUUCGAUACAUGGUCUCAGAUCAACCUUAGGAACUUCGAGCAAUACCAGUGGUCCGUGAUUCCGCCUUUUUUUACCAAAGGGCAGCGAAAGAAUGUCAAGCACUAUGUGUUCGAGCCGCAUAUAGUGCUUCCAUUUUCAUUCUCCAAUGAUAUGUAUUCUGUACCUGUCGGGCAAGAGCGUCGAGGAGGAUAUAGCCUUGUUUUUCAAGCUGAAAUUCACCCUGAUCACCAUGACUUCAAUGGCUCAGAGGGUGUUACAGAGAAGACUUCUCAGGACUGUCGGAACAUAUUCGCCAUUAAAUGCUUAGACUCCCCGGACAAAGAUUCUUUUGAAAAGGAAGUUCAUAUACUAAAGAGGUUUAGUGGGGAGGCGCACCCACACUUAAUAUCUCUACUAUCAACGUACGAGAAGGCUGGGAAGUAUUUCUUAAUAUUUCCUUGGGCUGGGGCCGACCUGAAGACCUACUGGAAGACCGAAAAUCCGAUGCCUGCUUUCGACGCUGACACUGUGAUCUGGAUGGCCGAACAAUGCAAAGGAAUCGCAGAAGGCCUGACGAAACUUCACCAGUAUGAAACUGACAGAAUUGACAAAGGCCAAAAUAUGAAGAACGAGCACUUGACCCCGCACCAAGACCAGAAAAGCACAAGAGGACCCGAACCCCUAGCUACACUUUAUGGACGCCAUGGGGAUAUCAAGCCAGAGAAUAUUCUAUGGUUUCCUGGCCCCAGAAACUCUAAGCAUCAAGGUACACUCAAAAUAUCAGAUUUCGGUUUAGCGGAACUCAACACGCGACAGAGCAGGUCAAAUAGACGAGGUAGCCAAGUUGCCAAUUCGCCAACUUAUAGGCCCCCUGAGUGCGACCUCCAAAAGAAACUUGUCAAACAAGCAUACGAUAUUUGGACUCUUGGUUGCCUGUAUCUGGAAUUUGUUACCUGGAUGCUUGGUGGCUGGGCUCUGCUUAACGAAUUUAGGUCACAAAGGCAGUCAACGGACGCAGGACCACGAUACAUCAAGUCAGACAGCUUCUUCGAGAUCUGGCAUUCCCAAGGAACCAAACAGGGACAGGCUUCAGUCAAGGUAGCGGUUAGACAAUUCAUCUUAAAGUUACAUUCCCAUGCUCGCUGUACCGAGUUCUUCCAUCGUUUUCUGCACUUGAUCGAAGAGGAUAUGAUGGCAAUUGAAGCAAUGGAUAGACCCAGAUGCAUGCAGAUACAGGAGAGACUUACUUCGUGGCAUGAUCGUUGCCUGAACGACGAGGAAUUUGCCUUGAUGCCUGCGCCGUGGUCAAACUGA
Colletotrichum truncatum is the source of this 2166-nucleotide messenger RNA. RefSeq names its product protein kinase. Gene Ontology annotation, biological process: peptidyl-threonine phosphorylation; peptidyl-serine phosphorylation. NCBI's taxonomy places the organism in Eukaryota, Fungi, Ascomycota, Sordariomycetes, Glomerellales, Glomerellaceae. The record is from RefSeq and is a predicted model, not a curated record. Gene Ontology annotation, molecular function: protein serine/threonine kinase activity; ATP binding.